Messenger RNA from Chinchilla lanigera (long-tailed chinchilla), 3582 nucleotides. RefSeq names its product solute carrier family 25 (mitochondrial carrier; phosphate carrier), member 25 (gene Slc25a25). Gene Ontology annotation, cellular component: mitochondrial inner membrane. Gene Ontology annotation, molecular function: ATP transmembrane transporter activity; calcium ion binding. Gene Ontology annotation, biological process: transmembrane transport. The record is from RefSeq and is a predicted model, not a curated record. The coding region runs from base 388 to 1845 and encodes 485 amino acids. The transcript has 10 exons. NCBI's taxonomy places the organism in Eukaryota, Metazoa, Chordata, Mammalia, Rodentia, Chinchillidae.
CGAGGACAGCUGAAUGACUGGGAGCUCCCAAGUUGCUUCUGCCUCUGGAAGAGGUCUGCUUGGAUAUCGCUUUUUCUUUUAAAAACAAAAAAGUCAAACCUUUGCUUCCUAGGCACCUGCAGAAGUGCGUUUUUAUUGAAGAGCCCUGCUGCAGUCUUUAUUACCCACAGCCAGACGCUGUCAGAGCCAGCUACUUCUCAGGCCAGGCACGACGGCAGCGUGAGCGAAUCGGAAGCAUUAGGAAAGCGCCCUUGCGUGCGGAGCUCCCAGCCUGAGCGCUCCUUAGUCUGGUCUACCAGGCAGCUGUGCCAGCAGAGACCUUUGGGACUGUGGUCACAUUCCUCCAAAGCCAGCGGCCACCAUCGGCGGCGUUGGGAGGACCCCGAGAUGCUGCAGGUGCUGUGGCAUUUUCUGUCUGGCUUCCUCCCCAGGGCUGGGUGCCAGGGCACCAGAGAGGGCUCCGAGCACGGAGUCAGAGGCACCCAGGGAGACCAGAGGUCAGGCUUUCUGGGCAAACAGGACGGAAGGGCCGAGGCUUCGGAAAAGAGACCCACCAUCUUGCUGGUGGUCGGACCGGCAGAGCAGUUUCCUAAGAAAAUUGUCCAGGCUGGCGACAAGGACCUCGAUGGGCAGCUGGACUUCGAAGAGUUCGUGCACUACCUCCAAGACCACGAGAAGAAACUGAGGUUGGUGUUCAAGAGUUUGGACAAGAAGAAUGACGGACAAAUCGAUGCCCAGGAGAUCAUGCAGUCCUUGCGGGACCUGGGAGUCAAGAUCUCAGAGCAGCAGGCGGAAAAGAUCCUCAAGAGCAUGGAUAAGAACGGCACGAUGACCAUUGACUGGAACGAGUGGCGGGACUACCACCUCCUGCACCCCGUGGAGAACAUCCCCGAGAUCAUCCUGUACUGGAAGCAUUCCACGAUCUUCGAUGUGGGUGAGAACCUGACGGUCCCGGAUGAGUUCACAGUGGAGGAGAGGCAGACGGGCAUGUGGUGGCGACACCUGGUGGCAGGAGGCGGGGCGGGGGCCGUGUCUAGGACCUGCACGGCCCCCCUGGACAGGCUCAAGGUGCUCAUGCAGGUCCACGCCUCCCGUAGCAACAACAUGUGCAUCGUGGGCGGAUUCACUCAGAUGAUCCGAGAGGGAGGGGCCAAGUCCCUGUGGCGGGGCAACGGCAUCAAUGUCCUCAAAAUCGCCCCGGAGUCGGCCAUCAAGUUCAUGGCGUACGAGCAGAUCAAGCGACUGGUUGGCAGUGACCAGGAGACGCUGAGGAUCCACGAGAGGCUCGUGGCGGGCUCUCUGGCGGGGGCCAUCGCCCAGAGCAGCAUCUACCCCAUGGAGGUUCUGAAGACGCGAAUGGCCCUGCGGAAGACAGGCCAGUACUCGGGCAUGCUGGACUGCGCCCGGAGGAUCCUGGCCAGGGAAGGGGUGGCCGCUUUCUACAAAGGCUACGUCCCCAAUAUGCUGGGAAUCAUCCCUUACGCCGGCAUCGACCUGGCCGUCUACGAGACACUCAAGAACACCUGGCUGCAGCGCUAUGCCGUGAACAGCGCCGACCCCGGCGUGUUCGUGCUCCUGGCCUGCGGCACCAUCUCCAGCACCUGCGGCCAGCUGGCCAGCUACCCGCUGGCCCUGGUCAGGACCCGGAUGCAGGCGCAAGCCUCCGUCGAGGGUGCCCCCGAGGUGACCAUGAGCAGCCUCUUCAAGCAGAUCCUACGGACAGAAGGAGCCUUUGGGCUGUACCGGGGGCUGGCCCCCAACUUCAUGAAGGUGAUCCCAGCCGUGAGCAUCAGCUACGUGGUGUACGAGAACCUGAAGAUCACCCUGGGCGUGCAGUCGCGGUGACGGGGGGCGGGCGGCGGACUCGUGGAUCCCGGCUGGGCCGGGGUGCGGAACCAUCUCAUUCUGUGAAUGUGCCAACACUAAGAUGACCGAAGCCAAGCUAUGAAACUUUGGCUGCGCCCUGGGGGAGGGUGGGGACACCUGGCUGGCCCUGGCGCUUGUCCUGCUGACCUGGUAGACCCUGUGCCCUUUCCAGGGAAGAUGCAUGGGCAUUGCUUAGGGUCCAGGGUCAGCAGGGGCCCGGGCUCACAGGCCUCGGGACAGGACGUUCCCUGCAGUGCCUGCCAAAUAGCGAGCUUGGAGCCCGGCUUGGUUCUUCCAUCUCGUCCUCCUCCGGCCGGCCGCGCCUCCCCGUGCCCACUGCGCACUCUGCCUCUCGAUUUGCUGCAGCAGGAGGAGGGCGCUGGCUGCUCACGCCUCUCCUUGUGCCCCCACCCUGGGUGCACCCUGACAGGCGCUGCUGCCCUGAGCUGCCGUGGGCGCUGAGGCGGGUGUGGGAAGACGGGGUCUCUCUUGCCCACCUGCCCGUGUCAGAGCCCGCGCUGGCUGCAGAGCCACCUGCAGGGUCUGGAUGCGCUUGUGCCCUCGGCGCUGGCUGCCUGGCAUGGUGGCGCAUGGCUUUGGGGGAGGCUGGCGCUGGGCCUGGGGCCCAGAGGGCCUCUGCUGCCCGCCGGGUCCCAGACUCUGCCAGGACUGGCAUCAGCGCAGAGUCAAACUCAUUGUCCCUGCUCCAUGGCACGAGGGCAGCACCGGGUCCCGUGUUAGGCCUGUGCGCCCUGCUGAGGGAGGGAAAGCUGUCGAAGGCCUUAAUUGUGUGUCGCUGGGAAGAAGGUUUGGCCCCAGGCUGAGCUGGCCGGCUGUGCCUGCCCUGUGCUUCUGGAAAGGAGGCACGGGGAGGGCCGGCGGGCGGGCGGCGUGACCGUCGGUCUCUGCCGCUCGGGGUUGGGUCCAAUCCACGGGCCAAGUGGGACCAGCCUCACAUUCCACUGAUGUGACGUAUCACUGCUUGGAGCCUAUUUAUUUUGUAUUUAUUUGAACAGAGUUGUGUCCUAACUAUUUUUAUAGAUUUGUUUAAUUAAUAGCCUGUCACUUUCAAGUUCCUUUUGUAUUCAUAUUUAUGUUCAUGGCUGAUUGUACCUUGCCAUCGCCGCCCGGUGGGAGUGGGGAGAGGACAGGGAGGCGGGAACCCUGGCGGGAGCCCCCCCUCCCCUCCCCGCCCACGCCGACUUCCGGCUGUGUCUGUCCAGAGAAAUUCCUCUCUGGGCUGGAGGUGAGCAGAAGGGGGAGCUGACCUUGGAGAACAAGUCCUGGGGUGCGGCUUGACCGCAGGAAGUUGGGAUCUCAGGGCUUGGUGGGGGAAGGUGGAGCUCCGAUGGGGGAUUUCUUUGUUUCAUCGUUUCUGAAUGACAAGGCGGCGAGGUGCCUCUCACUGUGAAUUUGGGGUGAGGGCGGGGGCCGGCGGGCUGGGCAGCGAGUCCCCUGUCCCGGUCUGAAAUGGACUCCCUCCCUCCUGACCUGCAGCUGCCCCUGCUCAGUAAUGCCGGUCACCCGGCCACUUGAUGGCAGCUCCAUUACCCUGGGAUGACCUGACGAGGAAACUUAAUAGGAUGCAAAGAUCAAUGCAAAAAUCGUUCUAUAGAAGUAUGUAGUUAUAACUGGAAUUUGUCAACAAGCAGGUGAAAGGGUUGAUUGGAAGUUGUCGUUUAAAACAGCCUUCUAAUAAAGUUGUUUCGCAGCUGA